This is a messenger RNA of Toxotes jaculatrix (banded archerfish), 3783 nucleotides long. Its product is annotated as myocardial zonula adherens protein. Lineage: Eukaryota; Metazoa; Chordata; Actinopteri; Toxotidae. Bases 413 to 2440 code for a protein of 675 amino acids. The record is from RefSeq and is a predicted model, not a curated record. The transcript has 14 exons. Gene Ontology annotation, cellular component: intracellular anatomical structure. Gene Ontology annotation, biological process: intracellular signal transduction.
GCAGAACAGAGAGGCAGGUGAAAUGUGGCCCGACAGGUCUGAUGGGAAUACACAGAGACAGGCAGGGAGGUUGCUGAGUGACUGACAAGCCUGUCAGCCCCGUGGAUUUAGGAGCAGUCUGCCUGGAAUUAAGACAAUGACAUAUUUGUGUUUGUGUUGCUGAACUGGAUUGCACCUGGUCAUUUCACUGACUGAGAGGGCACUUUGGGGCCCUACGGACCAACAGCACCACCACCACCACAAUCAGCCUCGACAGAGACUGGAAUUUCCCUCCUCUUCCCUGGCUGGGGGCCGGGGGCAGAUGGUCGCUCUGAGACUUUGAGCAGAACUCAGGAAGGAGAGUGAGAGGAAGGGUGGGAGGAGGGCUGGAGAGGGAGAGGAAGAGAAGUGAGGAGUGGACAGAAGAGAAGACAUGCUUCGAUACGGUUCAGGACGAAGUGUUUCCACCACCACCACAACAACAACACAGGACUCUCCAGAGUCUUCAAGUGAGAGGAGGAUCAGACGUCUAAGGUUAACGCUACAUGCGGGAGAUAAUGGAAACAACCAGGCAAAAACGACAAACUCAGACACAGCUGAGAAAGAAAAAGAUGUCAAUGGGGCAUGGAAGAGGAAGAGGAAUGGGCUGGUCCACAGAGAGAGGCCAGCUGGCAGGGAGUCACCUCAGCAGCACCUCGGAGACAUGACCAAUGGGGUGCCAGAGUCCUCGCUGCAGCAUCAUGGGCCCAAAGUGUACGGCGUAGUGCAGAGGACGGGCUCGGACAGACAGCAGGAAGUGAUGGCGCGAGAGUGGACAGUCAAUCACCUUCACGAUGAAAUGAGGUACAUCAAGGAGGUGAGAGACUCUCUGGAGAAGGUGAGAGAGCGGAUGUACGGGCAGUUCGGAGGAAUGCAGCAAUCAGUGCAGAAGCUUUCACAGGAAAUCAGGGCUGCCAACUCCCAUCGGAGGAGUCUGGAGUCAGAGGUGAGGAUCCGGACGACAGCCAUGGAGAGCUUUGAUCAGAUGAACAGCUCCCUCAUAUCCGCCAACAUCAGCCUGCAGAAAUCCCUUCUGGAGAACUGUCAGAGCAGAGUGGACAUGAGAGAGGAGGUGAAGAGUUUGAGGAGCACCUGUGAGAAAACACAAGAAAAACUCAAAGAUAAAGAGAGGGAGCUGGCUGCUGCGCAGGCUGAAAACCAGACUUUGAGACUGCAGGUGGAGUCUUCACGGGAGGCCAACGCUCAGGCGCUGCAGGAGCUCUCAGCAAAGCUAGAGAGAGAGUACCAGGAAAAGCUGCUGGAGGAACAACAGAAACACAGGGAGGAGAUUGAAAGCCUACAGGCCCAACUCGAUGAGUACAUCAGGCGACUGGAGGAAGCAGAGAGAAACAUCAAGACGGCAGAGGCCAAGAUUGCUGAGAGGGACCAGAGGAUCACUGAAGUGGAACGUCUACUGGACUGUAUGGGGAAGGAAAAGAGUCAACUCCAAAAGAAGCUGCAGGAAUGCGAACAGCGUCUCCGCUUGAUGGAGCUGACGGACACCACUGAUGCAACUGUAGUCAAAAGGUCCAAAGAGCUGCAAGGUGAAGCAGUGGAUCUCCGUGAGAGAAUCAAACACUUGAAUGAUAUGGUGUUCUGCCAGCAGAGGAAAGUCAAAGGAAUGAUUGAGGAGGUUGAAUCACUGCGAGCUCAAGUUGCGCAGAAGGAUAUGUUCAUCUCAGAGCUUCUGGACAGGAUUGCAAUAGUGGAGUGUGAGAAUAAUGAAUUAGAAGACAAGCUGAAGUAUUUUAUGUCUACACAGAAUAGUCCGCGAGAGGUUUUGGAAACAAGGGAGAUAGGAGUAGGCUGUGAUCUGCUCCCCAGACAUGAAGCAGAGCGGUAUGAUGUUGAAACUCCUGUUCAGUGUGAACCAGCUCCCCUCCAUCCCAUACAACUCCCAUCACCCGUUCAGCUUCCAUCACCGAUGAAACCUUCAUCGCCUACUCAACCACUAUCACCCACUCAACCUCUGUCGCCCACGCAACAUCCACUCCCCUCACAACUCUCAUCCUCAACACAACCUCCAUCCCUCACACAGCCUUCAACCCACCCAUCUCCCAUUCAACAUCCAUCCCUCUACCUGACAACACCCACCCAACCAAGGACGUUCAGGUCUACUAACCCUCCACCCAGCAGGCUGGAGUCUAGUUUACUGAGGUACACUCCUGUUGAAUACAGCCGCUUCCUGCAGUCCAACCCAUCAGUCCCGAGCGGAACGUUCCCCUACACCCGCCCAACCGAACCUGAACCAGUCCAGUCCAGGAGAGAUGAGGUGGACGCAGAAACAAACACAGACACAUGCUCAAGUCCAGAGGAACCCACUUCAUCCACACCCUCUUCUCAAGCAAGGUCAAGAGCGCCUCGAGUUUAUACACCGUUCAUGAAACUUAUGGAAAUGACAGCAAAGAUAAAUAUAGAGUAAUCUUACACUAAUAGUAAUAGUCAUGUUAGACAUUUUGGGAAAUGCACUUAUUCUCUUUUGUGCCGAGAAUUACAAAAGAAGAUUGAUACUACUCAUGGUUUUUAUGGUAACCAUGACACCACAACCAGCAGUCAGCUACCCUGUCCAAGAAUAACAAAAUCUGCCUCCCAGCACCUCUAAAGCUGUUGGGAGAAGUGAAGUGUAAAAUUUGUCAUUUUAAAUGGGUUAUGAGAGCAAUUGCUAGGCAAACAGUGAAAGUCACUGCACCCAGCCAAGAAACAGUCCAGUCCACAACCCCUAUCAAACUAUCAGCUUAACAUUUUUAAGCAUCAGUUUUUAUACGGAUUACAAAACAAGUUUGUUUAAUAGUGAGCUUUUGGAGGUGUCGGUGGGUGGAUUUUGAUACCUCGGACAGAACAGAACAGAACAGAACAGAACAGAACAGCAUAGUCUAGUUCUAACCCCCGGCAAGAAGAUUAAUCAGUGCAGGAUAAGUCUUAAAAUGCUGACCCUUUAAACCUUUGGUCUUAUUUUCAUUGCUGAUUAUCAUUUUAAAGUCACCAUGCAUCUGUGACAUAGACUGCAUUUUUUAAACAGUCAGAAGCUGACACAUUGAUGUUAGUCAUUUGUCUGUCAUAUAUGGUGUAGAAUAUGACUCCGGAUCAAUAAUGGAAAAAGUCAUUAUGUAAAUUUUUCUAUUCUAUUCCGAUUCUAUGUUUGCACAUAGCACUGUUAAUUAUAAUAAAAUGUUGAAAGGUGUAAAUAAUCUGAUGCUCUGUAAAAAUAUUUUAUAAAUAAUGUACUGAAAGAUUAGAUUUGUUUUGUUUACAGUGAAUGUAGCCUGCUUAUUUUGUUCAUGGAGCUAUGAGCAUUCAGCUCUAUAUGAAGGUUGAUGAUGUUAUUGUUUCCUAUCAUUUUAUAUUGGCUCUGUACAAAUUAAAUGAAAUAAUAUUUUAUUAUUGUCACAUUAUGUACAAAUAUUUAUUAACAUGCUUUGUGCCUUUGUAAACAGCCUACUGUCUAAUACUGGUGGUGAGAAUUAGAGAAUCUUUUUGAAGUGGCAACAGGGUAGUAUAAUAGUACAAUGUAAAGCAAAUUUCUGCUUAUUAUAAAACUGUGCAUUUACUUUAAAAAUAUUAACCUUGAUGAGGUGACUGCCAUUCCUGAGCCACAGGCACAAGUAUUAUCCAGCUGUUUUCUGCACUGCCACAAAUGUGACUUGAAAAUGCUUGAUGACGUGCCUUUUCCUUAACAUUACAUAUCAAACUGCAACUAAUUAAAAGAGGCCAGCGUAUGUUUGGCUAAUAAAGACCUUACUGUACAAGUAUCCCGACUGUGUCAAU